AUACGGUAACCGCCAUUUUGGAGCGGAGUUGAACGGACCGAGGUGCUUGGUGGAAGAAUCCGUUAUCUUCCUUCGUUCUUCCCUUUCCCUCCCCUCAUCCGGGACCAUGUCUGAUAAAUACGAAGGAGACACCCACCUGGAAGAGACUGGCGAGGAGAAACAGGACUCUCAAGAGAAGGAAGCUGUAACCCCAGAAAAAGCAGAAGAGCAAAAGCUGAAAGCCAAAUACCCUAAUCUGGGGCAAAAGCCAGGAGGCUCUGACUUCUUGAUGAAGAGACUUCAGAAAGGGCAAAAGUACUUUGACUCAGGUGAUUACAAUAUGGCCAAGGCUAAGAUGAAGAACAAGCAGUUGCCAUGUGCUGGGCAAGACAAGAACCUGGUAACAGGCGAUCACAUCCCCACACCACAAGACCUUCCACAGAGGAAAUCCUCACUUGUCACCAGCAAGCUAGCAGGGUAACCUGCAGUUCUCUUGCCCAGACCGGACCAGUCUGCAAUUCACUUUACCAUAGAGCUGGGCUGGCUGGACUUUUACAUAACCGCAUUUCCCCGUUAGUGUUGGAAGGACAGGUGUUGCAUUGCAAAAGAAUGAGGUAUCGGGUCCUUCCAACGCUUGAUGGGUUAAGCUCUUAACCUCGCUGCAAGCAAUCCAGCAAGACGCUGCGUGACUAGAUUAACAUUGGGUGAUGGACACUUGUGAUGAGAUUUUGGCGCUGAAGAAUUUGCUCAGACUUUUUAUUAACUGUUACAUAGUGUAAGCUAUAGAUAUGAGUUUAGCAUUCCUCGGUGUGUGUGAUUUUGAAGAUUUGAAGCACUUGUUAUGACCCGGAUGGAAAUACGAUUGUAUAUUUAUAGGCAGAACAGCAUUGGCCAUGUGAACAAAGCAAGAGUGAUGCCAGUCAUACUGGGUAGACCUUAAAUAUGACUUUUUUGAUGGAAAAGGGCGCUCGUAACAUUGCUGAUACUGCAAGCGUUUGUGAUACGUUGCUGAAAUCUACUGCAUUUCAUGGAGAUAUUUGGGCUGUACAUCGAAUUUCCAUACUUCAUUGAUUUGGGUUUUUAAUUAUUUUGAACCAUUAGAUUGACAGGUUUGUUUCACUGCUACGAUUUGAAGUGUAUAGUGGGCUAUGAAGUGAUACAGAUAGGACUGAAUGGUAAAAUAUGCUGAAUUUGCUAUAUAAUGUGAAUAUCUCUGACAUUCAUGCUGUAAUUUCUUAUACCAUACUUUUGUUUUCUUGCUGUGAGAAUGAUCACAAUCUUAUUGCAGGAUAUAAGCUUUUCAGGGCCUAGGGAAGAGGGCUUUUACCCCAUACUGUGACCAGUCUCUUUACACUCAUUAGUUGUGCCAUAUAAGCUAUUCACUCCCAAUGUAACAAUCUGGCUUCUGUAAGAUUUUGCCAAUAUUGCUUCUAAAACUGAUCAUAUCAGUCAUACGAACAAGAUGAGUAUAGAUAGAUUUUCUUCAGGCAUAGCUUCCUCCGUAUCCUCUUAGAGGCAUUAUUCUGGCACUAAUUUAAUUUUAAUUUUGUAUCCUGUUUAGUAGAAUGUCUUACCUUAUUUUAUCAUAAUUUAAUACAGAUAGUUAGGAUUUCAAAAUGGCACUUUGCCGUAUUCUGAUUCUCAACCUGAUUACUUUUUCCAGGAUUUCUCAAUACUUUUUUUUUUUUUUUAAAUACUCAUACCAACAAUCAUUAGUAACAUUGCCAAAAGUACUAAUAAAUUAUACAGUAUAAGGUUGGGUUUACAUUUCUUUUUCUUCUGUUAAAUCAAUCUGUACAACACGAUUGUUACCACUAAUGGAUUUCUGCAGAAAGCUUUAUUUUGUAUGUUUGUUAUGGCAUUGCAGCUUUGUAAUAGGGCGUGUUUGUCACCAUCGUAGCCAUGCUUGGUGGUGGUCUCUGCUCACUAACUUUAAAUCCUGCUUACAUCGGACUUACGUUCUGAACGUUCAGGCCGCAAUCCUAUAGCUUUGCUCUAUGGCACCGGUUUUCACGCUUUAGUCUUUGGUAUCUGACAACUCGAAGGUUGCAGUGAAUCAUCAAGCAGCUGCUUGAUAAGUUAAAUUGAUGGUAAAGAUUAUACUUUAUAAUACAUAUAUAAUACAUAAGAUGCGCAAAAUCCUUUUUUCAUUAUAAUUUAUAAGUUUGAUUAUUCCUUGUCCGACUGCCCUCUACAAAUGUGUGCUUUUUUGUUUUUUUUUGGCUGUGCCGUAUGGCUGCAAAGCUGAUUGGAUAAGAGGUGAAGACAUCACCUUGAGGUAAAAGGAAAUUUGUAGAGGGUGGUUGAACAGGGAAUAUUCAAACCAGAUGAUAAUUAAAAAAAAGGAUUUUGCUCAACUUUAAAAGCAUUUUACCAAGAUAAAAAGUAGAUUUGGGAUUUACUUUUAUAUAGUAUAAACUUUACCAUCACUUUAAUUUAAGCUUUAGCAAAAAAGCUAGUUAUUGACUUAAACAAUGGUACAAAUACAUACAGCCUUUAUAGCGAAAUCAGAAAUAAGCAUGGUCUGGAGUCUCUCAUAUAGUGUUUACAAAAGCUAUUUUCUUCAAGCAAAACCUUUUGGAGCUGAUCAAACAUCCCUAUCAAAAAAACAUGAUUCAUGCCAACAAUAGCAGAUGCUUCAAUGACGUGUUUGUUAAAGAUAAACUGGCGUUUGGAAUCUGCUUAUCCACAAACAUAUUGAAAUUGAAACCUUAUUCUGUGUAAUUAUUUACAGUUUUUUAUGCAGAUUUGUUUUAUUGGGCUAUUUCUACAUUGGUAUACUUUAUAGAAUGCUGGCUUCAGUUUGGAUUAUUCGACCUGUUUUAUGUGAAUGUUAUCCAUGAUAUACACAAAGUUUACAAUUUUAUUCCCCCCCCCCCCACCCCGAUACAAUGACAUGUAAUUUUGCAUCUAAUAUUAUAUGUAAAUGUUCCAACUGAACGGCAAACUAUUUCAAACUGUCAUUUUCCUUCAUGCAACUUGACUGCUUGUUUUUAAAGGGACGUUAAACCGCAGAGUACAACUACAGUAGCAUGGUUACUACUCAAACCUUGCUAUUAUUUUCCCUCCUGUACCUGUCUUCAAAGUUUUCCUCUUAUUUUUAACUACUUACAAUUAUCAGUUAGUGACGUUCUGCAUCUUCACACUGGGCGCCGCCAUCUUGGAGCUUAUAUUUCUUAUGUAAUUUUUAAACUCGGCAAAAAUGUAAUGCUUCUGCUUACUAUUAUAUGAGCUUAACUGAAGUGUAAGGUACAGCUGUCAAAAAGCCAGUAACAUCACAGACCUGUGCUUCUGUCACAGAAUGUAACAAUACACGAGCUACAAGAUGGCGUCGCCCAGUAUAUAAUGCAGAGCGUUACCAACUGUAUUCUGUAAUGAGUAAAAUUAAUAGAACAGCUUUAACCCCUUGGCGACCGAGGAUGUGUCAGGCACAUCCUACAUUGGGUGUCAGUUAAUGACCAAGGACGUGCCUGGCACGUCCUCUGGGGUUUUAAGCUUUGGAAGCGAUCGUUAUCGCUUCCAGAUGCUUUCAGGUUAUUGCAAUGAUGCCUUGAUGUUGAGGCAUUGUGCAAUACCCUUUUUUUAGGCAAUCGAUGCAGAGGGGGCCACUCUGUGUCCCCCUCUGCAUCGGCCAGCGAUAGUGCGGAUCGUUGGUGGCGUGGGAGGGAUACAAGGGAGGAAGGUGGGCGGUCCAUCGCUGCAGAUGAGUUCCGGAUCUGGGAGUGCCGACAGUGGUAGCACUCUUGCUACAGUGAGUGUGGGAGUGUAUUUAGGUGGGCAGCCACACUACAGCUGCCAGUACCCAAGAUGGCGACAAAUAGGUAGCGAGGGAGAGGGUUAGAGAGCGGUUUGGUGGGAUCAGAAAGGUUGGGGGCUUAGGGGGGAUCCUACACUGCAGAAUAUAUGUAUGAAAAAAAUAAAAAAAGCCUUUUAUUUUAGUACUGGCAGAGUUUCUGCCAACACUUAAGAUGGCGGUUGCAAUUGUGGGGAAAGGAAGGGAACUGUUUGAGGGGGGUCAGGGAGGGAUCAGGUGGGAGGCUGACCUCUACACUAAAGCUAAAAUUAACCCUACAAGCUACCAAUUAACCCCUUCACUGCUAGGCAUAAUACAAGUGUGUUGCACAGAGGCAUUAAGCGGCCUUCUAAUUACCAAAAAUCAAUGCCAAAGCCAUAUAUGUCUGCUAUUUCUGAACAAAGGGGAUCCCAGAGAAGCAUUUACAACCAUUUGCGCCAUGAAUGCAUUAAUUGUUGGUAAAUAAUUUCAGUGAGAAACCUAAAAUUAUGAAAAAGUGAACGAUUUUUUUUUAUUUGAUUGCAUUUGGCGGUGAAAUGGUGGCAUGCAAUAUACCAAAAAUGGGCCUAGAUCAAUACUUUGGGUUAUCUACUACACUAAAGCUAAAAUUAACCCUACAAGCUACCUAAUUAACCCCAUUCACUGCUGGGCAUAAUAUACGUGAGGUGCGCAGCGGCAUUUAGCGGCCUUCUAAUUACCAAAAAGUAAUGCCAUAGCCAUAUAUGUCUGCUAUUUCUGAACAAAGGGGAUUCCACAGAAGCAUUUACAACCAUUUGUGCCAUAAUUGCACUAACUGUUUGUAAAUAAUUUCAGUGAGAAACCUAAAGUUUGGUAUAAAGUGAACCAUUUUUUUAUUUGAUUGCCUUUGGCGAUGAAAUGGUGGCAUGAAAUAUACCAAAAUGGGUCUAGAUCAAUACUUUGGGUUGUCUACUAAAAAUAAAAUAUAUACAUGUCAAGGGCUAUUCAGGGAUUCCUGACAGAUAUCAGUGUUCCAAUGUAACUAGCGCUAAUUUUGAGAAAAAAAAUAGUUUGGAAAUAGAAAAGUGCUACUUGUACUUAUUGCCCUAUAACUUGCAAAAAAAGCAAAGAACAUGUAAACAUUGGCUAUUUCUAAACUCAGGACAAAAUUUAGAAACUAUUUAGCAUAGGUGUUUUUUGGUGGUUGUGGAUAUGUAACAGAUUUUGGGGGUCAAAGUUAGAAAAAGUGUGUUUUUUUUCUCAUCAUAUUGUUUUUAUAUUAUAAGAUUCUUAGAAAGUCCAUUUAAUGGCGAGAAAAACGGUUUAUAAUAUGUGUGCGUACAGUAAAUGAGUAAGAGGGAAAUUACAGCUAAACACAAACACCGCAGAAAUGUAAAAAUAGCCUUGGUCCCAAAUGGUAAGAAAAUUGAAAAGUGCUAUGGUCACUAAGGGGUUAAAGAGCCACAGGUGCGGUAGGAAAUGCAAAAUUAUGACUAGUAGUAACCAUGAUGCUGUACUUGUGCCCUGCUGUUUAAUAAAAGGAGGAUUAUUUUAAACUUGUACCCAGAAUGGUUUCCUGUUUUAACCUUUUUAAAAUGAAGCCAGAAAAUGCAUAUUGCAUACUUAGGUAUUCAUUGCUCACUCAUUUCACACUUGUUUUAGUGGACAGGAAUAAUCCUCUGAAAGGCAGAUUAAUUCAGGACAGGAAGGUCUCAUCUUGAUUUUUCUCUCUUCCCUAAUGUUAGAUUGAAUUGAUGAAAAAUAAAAUGUACAUCAAAUCUCUGUAAUUAAAUCUUCCAUUUUACAUUUAUUUAGUUUCAUUUUAUUUUUUAAUUAAGCUGCCAUCUAUGCAUUUCCAGCUAUGCUUUGUAUACAAGUAACCCCUGGAUCUGAUCUGUUCUCCCUAGUAAGGCACAUUAGUGCUGUUUUAUUUACAUAUUCAUUCUUGUUUAUCACAAAUACUGAAAUUAUAGUUUCAGAAACUUGUUAUAUAUUAACUUACAAUGUUUAUUUAGCUUUGUAAAUAGCACUACAGGAAAACAAGUAUUUGAGGUAUAAGUCACACUCGAGUGUACUGCAAAUAGAUCACUCACCUGGGGCCAGAAAUAUAACAUUCAGUGUGGUGUAUAUACCAUUAGGGUCAAGUCUGUCUUCAAGGACUAAAAACAGGUUAUAGUUUCAUAACCUUCCUGCUUUGUGUACACACAAUAAUCAAUUUGAUGUGUUUUUACUUCAGCAGCAUAAAAUCUCACUGUUUGUGUUUCCAGGUAAUCUUUGAGCCUCCUGUUGUGUGUGUGUUUAUUUUUUUUUUUUAUUUUUUUUUAAGGGGGUUCCACUUUUAAAUUCACUGUUAUGGCUAUGAUUGGCAGUUAUGGGUGUUGAUACACAAUAAGCUGUUAGAUCAAAUUCCAGCAGUAAAUUAGAAAGGAAUCUUCAACAAAAAUGAUUAUUAUAGUAUAUUGAUGUUAGUACAGACUAAGGUUGCAAUUAUAAUGUGAUGUAACCUAUAUUGGGAUGUUUGGUUGCCUUUUUUUGCAUUAGAGGUAGAUUAUAUCUCUGUGCUUUGUUGCUUCACAUCUCAUGCCUGUGCUAGUCAAUGGUCAGUCUCAUGGCUGGAAAGUGGUCAUUGCAGUUCACCAGUCAGGAGGUAUUUUUAUCUGCUUUUGGUUUUAAUAUGUACUGAUGGAUAUUUUCAGCAGCACUCGACCCGAUGGUUUUAGCUGUGUGCAUAGUAACAUGUCAGAAAUUUCUGCAAGGGGUGUUUGGUCAUGUGAGAAUACAUUUCCCUUUGUAUACCGAAAUGAAAGCUAUGGUUUGCAUUCAUUAGACUAGAAUACGAAUAUCCUUUUUGCUCCUUGUUUAUUUUUAAUAAUUUUCUCCUUAAAAUGUAAAUGGAUUUUCACAAGUUGUAGUCAGUAAUUUUUCUGCAACAUUGACAGAUUAAAAAUAUUUUGGAAAUUGCAUUUUCAGACAGUUGUGUAAACAUGACAAUUUUACUUUGAAACAUUUAAUUUUGAAGGUAUCCUCAGCUUAGCAAACAUUUGAGCUAGUCUUGGUUUAUUUGCCUUUUCAGCCUCUGUAUUUAAAACAUUUAUCACAUCCAGUAGAGCAGGGCUCGACAAACCCAGGAGCCAGGGAGCCACUGGCUACUAGAAUUUUACCCCUGGCUCUUAACUUUUUGGAUUAUUCUCCAUAUAUCUAUAAAGAAAUACCACUGUCUGGCUCAUAAAAGUUUUUCUGGCUGCUAAUUUUUAAACAGAUUUGUCUACCACUAGAGAGUGGACCAUAAAUGGUAAAUUGUAAACGUUUACCAUAGUAUUGCCAUCCUUAAUAUUAUCGGUUGAGUAAAUAAAACUAAGGAACGAUAAUAAAUGGGACAUUAAACGCAUCAUAGUUUUGUUUGUACUUGUCCCCCCUCUCCCUAGAGAUUAAAAAAAAAAAUUUAACUGAAGUUUUCUGCAAAUUGCCUAAACCAGCUGUUUGAUUUCUAGCAUUCCUAAGUUACAUAAUUCCCUUUUUUUGCCGUUUUGAGAGUGUGCGACAAAAAAACAAUUUCUACACAAAAAAAUGCAAGAGGUAUUUAUUGUACUUAUAAAUGCCAAAGUAAUCGAGAAUUUGGCAUAGAGUGGUUGGAAUUUUCCUGCAUGAUUGUAGGUAUUGUUUGUAUUGAAUUCCAAGCCACAAAUGGUCCAAGUAAUUAAUAAACUAGUGAAACUGUCUAAAUUUUGCUAGCAGAGAUUUUAUUUAAAGAAUGUGCUUUUUUUUUUAACUAUAACAUCACUCAAUCUUCUAUACAUAGCCAUUCCACCAACUUCAGGUUUAUUAACUGAUGACUGCAUUAUAGGCCAUUUUAACCAACCUUUGUCUAACUAGAACUUGGCUUCUUAAGUAUUAGCAGUAUCAUGACCUGUCUUUUUAGCAUUGUAUAAUUGUUCCUUUUCUUGUUGGGUAUGAUGAUCACCCUUUCUGAGCCUAGCCCCGACUUUUGGAAAUAGAGCAAUUGCUUUUUGAGCAAUUGCAGUCCCUCUUUUGCAAUAUCAUCAAGAUAGAAGUUACACUGGACAAAAUGAUGGAUUGUUGUGAAACGGCAGUUUAGACCGUUUCCUUUUGUAGUGCAUUAUCUUACAGUGUAAAUAUUUGAUCACUCCUGUUAAAAUGUAUGUAUUUUUAUUUCCUGUUGUCUGUUUCGGUAGUGCAUUCUGUGGUCAACAUAUCUUGGAGACAAAGCAACCUGUGGAUUUGUUUCCCCUCUUUUGUUGACUUUACCCCGAUAGGGAGCAAUAGAAGAUAUAUCCUAAGACUGACCAGAAAGGUACCCACUGUCAUGAUGCUUUUUCAUUUGGUGCCCUGUUAUACCUUAGCAAUAUUUCUAAAGGGGUACACUCCUCUAUGUCCUUUAGAGCAGUUCAGUCUCAUCCUGAUCCGAUAGUGAUCCAUUAUCUCCAGACACAACCAUACUAAAUAUCCUGAGGUGCUGGCAAAUUAGAGCGUUAUUCUGAUAUACAUACAGUGACACUGUUACUGAGCAGAUUGGGAAUCCGUUUAUUAAUGCACAAGAUGUCUCAAACAAUAUUGCCUUAUAGAAAGUUAAUUUGGGCUUUUAUACAUUUUGCAUGUUCAGCUGCUUGUCUCUUUUGGUUUUGUUAAACACACUAACUUAAAGGGACAGUAAAGUCAAAAUUAAACUUUCAUGAUUCAGAUAGGGCAUGCAAUUUUAAACAACUUUCCAAUUUACUUUUAUAAUCAAAUUUGCUUUGUUCCCUUGGUGGUAUUUUGGAAAAGCUAAACCUAGCUAGGCUCAAACUGAUUUCUAAACCGUUGAAAACCGCCUCUUAUCUCAGAGCAUUUUGAAAGUUUUUCACAGUUAGACAAUGUUAGUUCAUGUGUGUCCUAUAGAUCACAUUGUGCUCACUCCCGUGAAGUUAUUUAGGAGUCUUCACUGAUUGACUACACUGCAUGUCUGUCAAAAGCACUUGGAUAAGGAGGCUGUCUGCAGAGGCUUAGAUAAAAGGUAAUCACAGAGGUAAAAAGUAUAUUAAUAUAACUGUGUUAGUUAUGCAAAAAUGGGGAAUGGGUAAUAAAGGGCUUAUCUAUCUUUUUAAAUAAGAAAAAUGUUGGUGUAUACUGUCCCUUUAAUUGGCACGUUCACCAGUCUUUGCUAUUCAGUUGCUGUUACGUUUCCGCAACAGCCUUUGUUAAAGGCUAUGAAAUGUUAAGCAUGCUAUGUGACUAAGGCCAUAUAUAGUUUACACGUGGGGAGUUAAAAUAUUAGGACUUUACUUUGCAUUAACAUCAAUAUCCAUUCUAAGUAUAGCGCAUGCUAAAAACGUUUUGUCUUCAUUAAGAUACUUUUGGUUAAAAUAUUUAACUAUCCAAUUAUAAUUGUGCAUUCUAACACACCCUGUGCUAUUGCUUGUAAUCUAGCCCUUUUUAAAUGACCAGUCUUCAAUAGAAGGAGCUAUGUGCUUAUCUGUCUAAAUGAAGAGCACAUUGAGAUAAAUACUAGUAAAAUGGUAAUAUAAUCCUUUUUUUUCUGUAGCCAUCAUUCUGGUUUUUGUGACACCAUGGGUUAAAUCUGUUUAAUCUACAUAGAAAAUAAGGUCUAUAUUUCUGAUUUAAAAUAUGACUAGUUUCAUUUAACUAUAAUGGAUUCAUUAAUUACAAGCCAAGCUAUAAUGAUCUCCAGGGUAAUGUGUUAGACAAUAUAGUUUGUUGUGUAGGUUGUAAUAACUUUCAGUUUAGUGACAUUCCCAGCUUUUAUCUCUUAUGAACACUAUUGACGCUUUAUUCUGGGGGGUUUUCCCAACACCACCAAAGCAGAUUAUGCUCCACACACAAAGGAAUCUUCUAUCUUAAUUUGAAAGAUAUGUAAAUAUUACUGUUAAAAGGCUAUGUGCAAGAAGGAGUAGACAAUAUAGAUAGAUUGAUGGAGAUAUAUAUAUAUAUAUAAUUUCCCUAAACCCUUUUUUCUGCUCUCACUGUGCAAAGCAACAUUCUCUUUAAAUGGUAGUAACCAGACAAAUCAAUGUGGCGAUCAGAUUUUUUUUUUUUAUCCCCCACUGUUGCAUUUCCAAGAUUGGAAAUGUUACUUGAAAUGUAAAUCUGUAUUUGCUGUUAUUAAUAAGGUUUAAUACCGGUUUUCUUAAAUUGAAAGUCAGCUUUCAUGAUAAAGUGCCAGGUUUUCAAAAUAACUAUUAAAAACAGGGGGACUUUCAUUCAUGAAAGUUUACAUUGCACCAGAUUUUACCCAGCAAUGACGAAACUGGCUUCCUCCAAACACAGCGUGGCCUCACCAGAUGGACGCUCCUGGGGGGGAUCCCGUGAUUGGAGGAAGCCGGUUUCGUCAUUGCUGACGAAGUACAGAGAAACUGCAGGCGGGGGAUCGGCGAUCCGGCAUUUCAGGAGAAGAUAAUUAUUUGUAAAAUCCGGUGCAAUGUAAACUUUCAUGAAUGAAAGUGCCCAUUUUUAUCACUUUAUCAUGAAAGUUGACAUUCACUUUAAUUUGCAAGUAUCUGGCUCUACACAUCACUAUGGUCCCCUUUAAGUUCCAACAUGGCAGCACCCAUAAUAAGGAGGUGUAAUCUAUUUUAAUGUCCUUUUAAGGGACACACUACUCCUCAAAAGACUGUUUAAUACUUUCUGUAUGUAGCUGGUUCUCAUAAGAGGGAAUUGUAGAGUUAACAUCCACAAAAAUGCCUGCAAGAUUGACUUUAACAAGGUUGCCAAGACAGGAAUUGAUUGAUCCUGAAUAUCUAGAGCAGCAGUAUCUAGGUAGCACAAUGUUACUGCAGGUGCUUUAUUUAACCCAUUGUAUGCAAAAAAAAUGCAAAGCAAUACGUGUACAAAUAGUUUAUCUAAAUUAUUUACCUGGCGAGAUAUGUUGGUUGUGGUAUUGUGGGUCAUGAAAUAGUAUCCUCCUGUGAUAAAUCCAUAAGGCAGUGCCGCAAUACUGUAAUAUGCUGGCAGCAAUGUCCCUGUCGUAAUAUUUUUGCUUAGGGUUUCUGCAACUUAUUAGGCAGCUGCUUCAUUCUUUUGGAAGCCACCAAAAGCCCUAACGUGAAUAUCUGAUAGAAGGACCCAUGUUAGUCAAACAGUAGUACAUAUCUCACUGUACCCAGCAACCCCUUGUAGGUUCUGUCUGCUUGACUUGAAUAAAUGCAAGUUUAAUCACAAGCACAAAAAUCUGUUAACACUUUCAUUAAUCAAUGAAAACGAAUGGUAUACGCUAUUACAGCACACUAUCUGUUCUUGGCAUUGUGUCCUUGCUGAUAGUGUACUAUGAGAAAUGUCUGUAUUUCAGGAAGUCCUUGUCUUUUCUCUAGUAAAUAGGAGGCACGGCUAAUAGGUUAUACUGCAAGAAACUGUGUAUUUUCCUUUAAACCUCAAAAAAAAUAGCAGUUUAUUUUGCUGGAAUUUCCUGACCGCUAAAUGAGGGAUACGGAUUAUUGUACAUGUUGUAAAUUAAAGAUUUAUCCACACAAUUCAUACCUGGAUUGAAUUUCAAUGAAUGUUUUUAUUUGUGUACAGUUUCUGCAAAUGUCACCCUGUUUGUCCCAGCCACAUUGUAAAUAGUACUGGAAAUAUAAAAAAAUAUAUACUUUUUUUUUUUUAAAAAAAAACUCUUUUCUUCUUUCAGUCUGCUUUGUUUAAUACGCACUAAAGCACAUACAAUGCAAAACCACUGUGUGUUAGAGGGCUACAGAGGAAUUGUGUAGUCAGUUGUACUAUAUGUGAAACUGAUGAAAUCGAUAUGAAACCCAAAAAUGUUCUUUUGUGAUUCAGACACAGCUUACAAUUUUAAAUAACGUUCCCAAUUUACUUCUAUUAUCAGAUUUGCUUUGUUCUCAUGGUAUUCUUUGUUGAAAAAAAUACAUAGGUAGGUACAUGACAAGGAAUUGAGCUGCCAUCUAGUGCUCUUGCAAAUGAAUAACAUUUUUGCAAAACUUUUGCCAUAUCGUGCUCCAGACAUGGGUAGGCUACUGAGCUUACGUUCUUGCUUUUCAACAAUAGAUACAAAGAGAGCAAAGAAAAAUGAAUAGAAAUAAAUCAGAAAGUAGUUUAAAAUUGCAUGCUAUAAGUCCCAAAAGAAAAUGUUUGUGUUUCAUAUCUUUUUAAAUGAUCUAAGCUGCCCUCCUAUGUUGCAGAUUCAUCUUGUCAGAACCGUUUCACAAAACAGUGUAUCACAAAUAAUCCAGAUAUUUGCAGUGCAUAUAGUUUUAGCCUUCUCAAGGUGAUUUAUACAACAGGUGGUACACACACACAUCCUGUUUCAGCAAAGCAAACUGAUACAGUGUACUCCGAGGGCAAGUUAUGCUGUGGAAACAAAUGGUUUUAUCUUAAAGGGACCAUCAACACUUUGAGAUGGUAAUAUAAAAUGAUAAAUUGUAUAAAUAAAAAAAACUUUGCAAUGUA
Molecule: messenger RNA, 12142 nt
Organism: Bombina bombina (fire-bellied toad)
Lineage: Eukaryota; Metazoa; Chordata; Amphibia; Anura; Bombinatoridae
Gene: ENSA
Product: endosulfine alpha
Exons: 3
Coding region: 107-460 (117 amino acids)
Cellular component (GO): cytoplasm
Molecular function (GO): protein phosphatase inhibitor activity
Source: RefSeq, a predicted model, not a curated record